Williopsis jadinii is the source of this 396-nucleotide messenger RNA. RefSeq names its product 60S ribosomal protein eL32 (gene RPL32). The transcript has a single exon. Gene Ontology annotation, cellular component: ribosome; cytosolic large ribosomal subunit. The record is from RefSeq and is a predicted model, not a curated record. Lineage: Eukaryota; Fungi; Ascomycota; Saccharomycetes; Phaffomycetales; Wickerhamomycetaceae. Gene Ontology annotation, biological process: translation. Bases 1 to 396 code for a protein of 131 amino acids. Gene Ontology annotation, molecular function: structural constituent of ribosome.
AUGGCUGCUUCUAUUUCUCACCCAAAGAUUGUCAAGAAGUUCACCAAGAAGUUCAAACGUCACCACUCUGACCGUUACGCCCGUGUUGCUGAGAACUGGAGAAAGCAAAAGGGUAUUGACUCCUGUGUCAGACGUCGUUUCAGAGGUACCAUCCCACAACCAAAGAUUGGUUACCGUACCAACAAGAAGACUAGACACAUGAUGCCAUCUGGUCACAAGGCCUUCUUGGUUAACAACGUUAAGGACUUGGACUUGUUGUUGUUGCACACUAAGACAUACGCUGCUGAGAUCUCCCACUCCGUUUCCUCUAAGAACAGAGUUGAGAUCGUUGCCCGUGCUAAGGCUUUGGGUUUGAAGGUUACCAACCCAAAGGGUCGUCUUGCUCUUGAGGCUUAA